GCAGCCGUGCUGGCGAGCCGGAUCCCAUGUGUAGCUGAGCACUUGGGGCUUACCUGCCUCCCUGCCAUGGCUUCCAGCGGGUGUUCGGGUCCGCCUCAAGCGAUGCCACCUGCAGGGGCCUCCGGCGGAGGGCCUGGAGCCCCAGAGGGCGUCGGGGAGUGGUUGAGGGGCGCCUACCGCUUUGCCACCGACAGGAACGACUUCCGGAGGAAUUUGAUUAUUAAUUUGGGACUCUUUGCUGCUGGUGUGUGGCUGGCCAGGAACCUAAGUGACAUUGACUUGAUGGCACCCCAGCCAGGCCUGUAGCACAGCUGAUCUAACUAGUGACUUCAUUUCUAAUACUGCCUUUGGUGAUCUGAAUGCAGUUUCUUGGAAGCUAUAUCCAUCCUGCAGUAUGACCCUGACAUUGACCACCAGAAGAUCUGCUUUGACCAGCUACCACAAAUCUGAUUGACUUACUACUGCAUUCCCUUCUGUACAUUAGAUCUUUCUUCUUUGGUCAGUCAGUCAAUGAUCAGCCAUAGCUUCAGUCUACUUAAGCAUGGUGUGAUGUAUAUUGCCUUUGCUCCAUGUUGUAUACUUAUUUUGCACAUCCUUAAGAGGCUGGACAGAUGCCAGGCAGGGAGUGGGUUGCAAGUGGCAUUUACUGUUCUCAUCAGUUAUACAAAGAUGGUUUUUUUCUCCCCCCCCAAAUGUUUGAAAUAAAGACAGUCAAUUAAGA
Molecule: messenger RNA, 721 nt
Organism: Gracilinanus agilis (Agile Gracile Mouse Opossum)
Lineage: Eukaryota; Metazoa; Chordata; Mammalia; Didelphimorphia; Didelphidae
Gene: TOMM6
Product: translocase of outer mitochondrial membrane 6
Exons: 3
Coding region: 67-306 (79 amino acids)
Cellular component (GO): mitochondrial outer membrane translocase complex; mitochondrion
Source: RefSeq, a predicted model, not a curated record